GGGGGUAUUUUGUAAUUAACAUAUUUAUUUCUCUAAUUUUUUUUAAUUAAUUUUAAAUUAAAUUAAAUUUAAAGGACACGAAUAAAGAAGUUUCAUAAAUAACGAUUUUUGUUUAAAAUUUUCUUCAUUUGGAGCCUAAACUUUCCUUUAAUCUUUACUGAGUCUCUCUCUUCCCCCGUUUAAUAGUAAAUUUCCCUAGUUUGUACGCUCCGAUUUUGAGUUUCGUGAGAAGACCCACGUAAUUUAUUCGAUUUACAAGAAGAUUGAGACUGAAAAAUCAUGGGAGAUGCGGCAAGAAUUGAGGUGGAGAAACUGAUUUCUUUCGGGAAUGACUUGAACAAUUUGUUAGAACGUAACGAGGACAUCAACGAUUUGAAGCAAUGUUUGCACCAAUUUCAAGCUCUCCAGUCCCAGUGUGAUGCCGAUUUCGAACAAGUAGAGUGUUCUGUUCAAGAAUAUCAGAAGAAGUUAGAUUUGUCCAGAAAGAGAACUGCAGAAGCAAAAUUGGAACUUGAUGUCUAUGAAGAUACAGAAUCAGAGGCAAAAGAGCUUGAAGAAGCCUCCCAGAUAGAACGCAUGCUGAAGGAGGAAUUGAGAUAAGUGUAUUUUUGUUACCUAAUUGAUUUCUUCCCCAAUUUUAAUUUCUCUUAGUGUUACUGAUUUUGUUGCUAUGUUUAAUUUUAUUAGCACGGCGAUUGCUGCUGAAAUCGAUAGCCUUGAACAGCAGAGUGUCUCUAUUGAAGAGCGGAAACGUGCUUUGAGGAAACUUGAACAAGAGGACCUGAAGAGAGAGUAAGUUGUGCGGAAUUUCUGUUUUUUCUCUUCUGUUUUCAUCUUGCAUAAGAGGAGAUAUGGCAAUUUAUCUUGGUUGAUUAUUUGUAUUUCCAAAACCAGGUUAGCUAUUUUCUUAGGUGUUAGCUUGAUUUUGCUUGGCCAAGUAGUUAUCGAGUCCUCUUGAUGCUUUUUUAUGCUUGAGUAAAGCAAAUGUUUUAUUUUUUUUUAUUUUUUUGGGCAACUUAAUGAAAAUCUUCAAACUGCAUAGUGUGGAUUUUAUGAUAUUUUUCUGCAGUUGCGUUUCCAUAUGAUCUCAGGUUUCUUCAUUGAACUUAUACAUCUUACAUCCUCGGUUGCUGGAAAUCAUGAUCUUGUCAAAUGGCUGAAAUAUCUUUAUUCUAAAGCUGGGCUGAUUCGUUUGUCUAUCCUUCCCCUGCCAUUGUGGUAGCAUCUGUGCACCAUGCUUUAUAAUUUUUGCUUGUCCGGUAUUCAUAUGUUAGAAAAUGUUAAGGACAUCUGAAAUUGAAAGAUUGAUCAUUAUAACCUGCAGGAUGAGACUCUCAAUGUAUGCUUCAGUUACGAGCAUUAUUCCUAACCUAAAUGAUCAAUCCAAAAUAUCAGGACGUAUCCUCUUAAAUCUCUGAUUUGGGUUUUAAUUCAUCUCUAUUCUCCCAAGUAGAUUUAUUAGAAGAUACUCCAUUCAGCAUUUGUUGCACUUCGUUUUCCUUUACUUGGAUUGAUCCUAGAUAUCGUUGAGGGGGACAAAAAAGCAGUGCAGAAAUUUGAAGUUGACCCUGCGAAGCAGACUUCCUUUGAUACUUGCAAUAGCAUUUGGAAGAUGAUAAGCUCGUGAUAUGUCAUUCCUAUGGCUUUGAGAUCUGGUUGCUGUCCUGAAUGAUUCACUCAUCUUCUGGGUGUGCAGGAUAAUGCCGUCUAUUCUCAUUAAGGAGCUUGUUGCCUCUGAGUUUCUAAAAUAUGUUUGUACAUUAGUCCAAGAGUAAAGUUGUGUCUGCUCUCUUCCAUUGGAUAACUUACGUAUGGUGAAUUUAGGAGCUGAAAUUCUAUUUUGUGCUGCUGAAGUUGUGUUGACCAGUCUAUAUAUGAAGAUUAGAAUGAACCCUAGUUUGUACAAAACUCUGAAGCAUUUCCGCACAAUGGAGCAUUAUGAUGAUUCUUGAGUGACUUGGAGUGAAUUUGGUUUGUUUCUUUUUUGUAACUUUGAAUAUUACUGUAUACACGUUCAUACACAUAUUUUAGAUUUUAAACCAAAACUUUUCCAAAUAUUAUGUUUAGCCUUAGUUUAUUGGCAAGCUUAAAACGCAAAUAUUUG
Molecule: messenger RNA, 2104 nt
Organism: Oldenlandia corymbosa var. corymbosa
Lineage: Eukaryota; Viridiplantae; Streptophyta; Magnoliopsida; Gentianales; Rubiaceae
Source: the annotation of a GenBank genome assembly